Paecilomyces variotii is the source of this 1076-nucleotide messenger RNA. RefSeq lists its product as hypothetical. Bases 169 to 981 code for a protein of 270 amino acids. NCBI's taxonomy places the organism in Eukaryota, Fungi, Ascomycota, Eurotiomycetes, Eurotiales, Thermoascaceae. The transcript has a single exon. The record is from RefSeq and is a predicted model, not a curated record.
CGAAAACUGCAUUCUCUCCUAUCUCAUAUUCUCAUGCUCCCAUUCUGCCUUGCAAACCGCUACCUAAGCGCAAACUAAGAUCUCUAUACGUCUUCAGAAUAAAUUCCAAACCUGCUCUCCCCAGCCCCCCUUGCUGCUGUCCUCUAUAUAAUUUGUCCAACAUCGAUCAUGGAGCGGGUCAUGACUAUCUACGAGUCUUUCUCAAAGCCACUGCCGCCCGUUGACUCCGACGAUCUAGACUACAAUAAAAUAACAUCGGAGGCGACGUCAACGAAGAUCAAGGAUGCUAUCCGUGUCCUCACUGAGAAGGAUCCCGUUAUUCUCUUGGAAAGCGCGAGAGAGGCCCUCCAGGCUACGCCGUCGAUUCCCGAACGCCUUCAACGCCCGAUGUCACAGCAUGAGACGAGUCAUUAUCUUCACACGGAGAGUGACGUUCUGCGAGUUUCAGCAUUACAGCUUAUCCACCCUGUUAAUGUUAUUCUAUCUGGCAUACUCUCAGCAGGAGUGAUGCUUCGUUGCCAGUCCGAGGUGGUUUCGCAGAAGGGGAAGGCUCGCAUGGAUCUUAAGUGGUAUUGCCGAAGAGGAGGAAAGGAAACCGCCGUGGCCGUUCUUGAGUAUAAAAGCAUUAAAGUCCUGCGACUUGAUGAUUGGAAACCCAUAAUUACCGGCCUGGCCGGUGCUGCCGCGGUUAUCGCGGAGGGGUCACGGACAAUGCAUUGUUCACUUCUUGAAGACAAUGCGCUGAAAUUAUCCCGGCAAGUCAAGAAUUACGCUGAGGAAUGCAAGGACAUCGCCUUAUUCGAUUGGUUCAGCAUAUAUAUAUUUGACUUUGAGGACGUGGAUGAGGAUCAGAGCCGCCCAUUCCCAACAAGGAUCACCUAUUCGAGCGAUUCAAGCGAGUUCCGAAGCUUACUUCUUGGCAUGAUCUAUAAUAGGCUCAAAAAGGAAGGAUUUUUGUGUGAAGCGCAUACUGCAUUAUGAGCGGUAGUUAGGCACAAAGCAUCCCGUACUUACGAGUUCCAUUAGAUAUAUUUUCCCUAUUGAUCUCUAUUUUAAAUAUUAAAGAGAUAUUAGAG